AUGGCGCGCCCUAAGGUCCUGCCAGCGAAUCGUUUACGUGCUAAUACUGCAUGUACUGCUUGCCGCUCAUCGAAAAAGCGCUGCAGCGGCUCGUUUCCAUGCACUAAUUGCAUCAACAAAGGUCGCAGCCGGACGUGUACCCCGUUCAAAUCCUUAGAUACAAACCUCCGCAACCGCCCUGUACCUGCUUCACGACCCCAAGUCAGUGGCCGUCCGCCAUGGAGCGAAACAGAACCCGAAGCGCAGAGCUCUUUGAGGUCACAGAUACAUGAGGUCAUCACUCCUAGGCGCGAGUCCGACACGUUGGAGACGGGGUCGCGCUCCCCCGAAGCUACACAUCGGACCCAUUCGCGGAUGCUCCGCAACUUACAGGGAGAAAGAGUUUAUGUCGGAAAGGCUGCUUCUUUAUCGUUCUUGCAGUUGCUGCGGGAUACAGUCACCCAGCAUAUUGGGCCGUCGCAGUUCUCCCACAAUGUGAGAAGUGAGGAUAUGUUAGAAACAGAAGCCCAUCAUGACCUAUUGAACUUUUCCGAAGAGCGUUGCAGCGUGGAAGAGAAGCGUCAGUUCAUCCAGAACUAUGAGGCAGCCACAACCGGAUUCCUCUACUUAGGAUGCGGCGAGGGUAUUUUAUCCUCAUUAAUUGAUUCAGCGGAGCCAAAAACCGACAAAGAAAAGACAAGAGCGGCCAUAGUAGACUUGAUGGUUGCUAUUGGGGCUCAGACAUGCCUUAAUGAACCCGAGACUGUUCAAAUGGAACGAUUCUACUUUGCUCGCGGUCAACGCAGGACAUUUGCGAACUUUCUGGAAGACCCAAGCAUGGAUUUGAUACGGGUUUUUCUAUUGCUGUCCUUCUACAUGCUCGGAGCAUGCCGCCGGAAUGCCGCCUUCAUGUACCUGGGUGUGGCUUCACGCGCCGCAGUGGCAUUAGGCUUUCAUGUAGACCCUUCAGGGUCACUGAGUCGCAAUGAGCAUUAUGAAAGGUCACGAUUAUGGAUGAGCCUAUGUGUCCUUGAUCUCAUGGUCAGCUCAAUCCUCGGACGCCCUUCUGCUAUAUCGCCUCUAUUGCCCGAAAGUCGACAAACUAUCAGUCGUGUAGGGACUGACUCGACUGCUACAGGUUUGGUGGCUUCAUAUCAUCUAUCAUUUAUCCUGGACGAGAUAAUCAACCGCCUAUACAGCGAAAAAGCAGCAUCUACAGAGACAGCAGAUCUGCUGCUGGGAAAAUUAAAUCGCUGGAGCGAACAUCUCCCUCACUCACUAAGAACUACGUCUUCGGAACAUGAAAAUGAGAGUGCCAUCCGACAACAUACCAUUGGGAACAUGCACGUAGCAUGUUCGUAUCAUUUCGCUGUGAUUUUAGUUACUCGACCUUUUCUCAUAUCGGCACUGAGUGUCCGGCUGGCCCGGUUGCACCAGAGCCUCUCAAGUGGCGUGUCCAGUGAGCCACCUGGAGAAGACCCAGCUCAUUCCCGGCUGGCAGCCGCCUGUAUUGACUCGGCUGUCUACAUGCUACAGACAUGUCUAGAAGUCCUCCAGUCGGGGCUGCUUUUCCGUAAUAUGUGUAUCCUGAAAGCUUUUGUGUUUGCUGCCGCUCUUGUGCUCGGGUUCUCCAUGUUUUCCCAUCGUGACGUCGACUCCGAGAUUGAUGGUGCAUUCGGCGGUGCUCUCACUAUCCUGCGCAUGCUGGCGCCACAGUCUGCCCAGGCAGCCCACUACCUUGAGAUUACAAGUAUGCUUGAAUCAGCUAUCACCCAACAGCGCCAGCAACUCGCAGCCCAUGCGCGCCAGCGAAGAAGCCAAUACGUGAACCGAAUAUUUAGCCUGAAUGACAACCCGACAGCACCGCAGACCCAACCUGAAAAUGCCGACCAACCAGAGACUGCGAACCCACGACUCGCGCAGGGUGCGCCAUACUCGUGGUUACAGUCGGAUGAUGGGACAGGUGCUGUCACACCCCUGCUUGAUGGGACCUCACUUGACUGGGAGGGCAUGGACUUGCCACUGUGGGACAGUUUUCCGUUUCUCACCGAGUUAUCAAUAAUUUGA
Messenger RNA from Penicillium canescens, 2046 nucleotides. Its product is annotated as Zn(II)2Cys6 transcription factor. Gene Ontology annotation, cellular component: nucleus. Gene Ontology annotation, molecular function: DNA-binding transcription factor activity, RNA polymerase II-specific; RNA polymerase II cis-regulatory region sequence-specific DNA binding; zinc ion binding. The coding region runs from base 1 to 2046 and encodes 681 amino acids. Gene Ontology annotation, biological process: positive regulation of transcription from RNA polymerase II promoter by galactose; DNA-templated transcription. The record is from RefSeq and is a predicted model, not a curated record. Lineage: Eukaryota; Fungi; Ascomycota; Eurotiomycetes; Eurotiales; Aspergillaceae. The transcript has 5 exons.